Arachis ipaensis is the source of this 618-nucleotide messenger RNA. The record is from RefSeq and is a predicted model, not a curated record. Lineage: Eukaryota; Viridiplantae; Streptophyta; Magnoliopsida; Fabales; Fabaceae.
AUGGAGGCUGCACACGCUGCACAUGUUGCAGAUGAGGAAGAGCUCACUCAAAACCAUCCACAAACUCAGCCUGAUCAGAAUAACAUCAAUGAUGGCAACACUACAACAACUGCUUCAGCCCCUACUGUAGCCACCAUACCAGCAGCAACCAACCCAUGUACUCCACCAGCUAGUUUAGAACCAUCACCAGCACCAAAGAGGAGAGGCAGACCAUCUUUUGUUAGGGGCAAUACAGUUCCACCAAGAGGAAGAGGCAGCACCACUCGAAGAGGAAUGGCAGCCACUACAACAACUCCAACUCCAGCACAAAAUGCAGCAGCUGCACCACCACCCCCUGCUCAACCUAGUCUUGUCAGCCCUGAUGUUGGGUCUAGAUCCCAAAUUCCUGCAUCUCCAUCCAAUGUUGGGCCUCAGCCUCAAGGUCCAUUACUUAGGCCCAGUCUUCAGGCCCAACCUACAGCACCAUUUAGGCCCCCAAGUGUGACUAGGGAGACCAUGGCAGCAACAAGCCCAGCAACCCAGAGUAGGUUCACAGGCUUCAUGCCCACCCCAUCCUUGAAGAAGAAAAAGCCAUCCAGACCACCACCAUCAAAGACAUCAACAAAUGACAAGAAAUGA